Molecule: messenger RNA, 648 nt
Organism: Closterium sp. Naga37s-1
Lineage: Eukaryota; Viridiplantae; Streptophyta; Zygnematophyceae; Desmidiales; Closteriaceae
Source: the annotation of a GenBank genome assembly
AUGGCGGAGGUGGCGGAGGAUCCGCGCAGCGCAGCGGGAGGCGCGGCAUCGGUGGGGAUGCUGCGCGAUGCGCGGACGCCGCCGAAAUCGUGGUCGGAUCUCGAGCCGCCGGCGGCGCGAUGGGCGAAUCCGUUCGUGGUGCGCGUUGGGCAGGUGUUCACGGGAUUCGGCGUGGGAUGUGGCGUGGGCAUCGGUGUUGGCCGGCCCGUGAACCUAGGCGCAUUGCCAGCAGCAGGGGCAGUGGCAUCAAUGGCAGCUACCCUACCCUCCGCUCUUGAUCACCCUGCCAUCACCUCUCUACCAUCUCUCACCUCUCUCCCUUCCUUCCCCUCACUCUCAUCCGCCCCUCACUCUCUUCCACCCCUCACUCUCUUCCACCCCUCACUCUUUUCCACCCCUCACUCUCUUCCACCCCUCACUCUCUUCCACCCCUCACUCUCUUCCGCCCGUCACUCUCUUCCGCCCCUCACUCUCAUCCGCCCCUCACACUCAUCCACCAGUCUAUCCCUCGCCUGUCCCUUCCUUCCCUUCAUGGCAGCUGAGGCGUCUGGAAGUGCCGCAGGGGGAUGUGGGUGUGGGAUGCGACUGGGCGAACCGCUCUCCCCUCUCUCCCCACUCGCCACUCUCCCCUUCUACCCCCUCCUGUAG